Pristis pectinata (smalltooth sawfish) is the source of this 4414-nucleotide messenger RNA. RefSeq names its product ELOVL fatty acid elongase 5 (gene elovl5). Gene Ontology annotation, biological process: very long-chain fatty acid biosynthetic process; sphingolipid biosynthetic process; fatty acid elongation, saturated fatty acid. The record is from RefSeq and is a predicted model, not a curated record. The coding region runs from base 289 to 1170 and encodes 293 amino acids. Gene Ontology annotation, molecular function: fatty acid elongase activity. Gene Ontology annotation, cellular component: endoplasmic reticulum membrane. The transcript has 8 exons. Lineage: Eukaryota; Metazoa; Chordata; Chondrichthyes; Rhinopristiformes; Pristidae.
GGGAGCGGGGCGAAGCUCGGAGCAUCUGGUUACUUGCGAGCGCUGUGAUGUGACGUUGCCUGGAUUACAAGACAGAAACUCAAUCACAUGUUGCUCGCCCUGGUCCUGUCAGCUCUCUCUCUCCCUCUGCAGAGAGUGGCUGGGCUGAGAGAGGGAGCUGAGGACUGGGCUCUGGGCGCCGCUUCCUCCCGAGAAGGAGCACCUGGGUUAGUUUCCUCCUAUAUCUGCUGCCGGGAAGUUCGAUUUUCCGCGAGGUGAGCGAGGUUUUCCUACAUUUGAGAUACUAAGAUGGAAGCUUUGGACAGGACUCUAAAUUACUAUUUUGUUUCAUGGUUUGGACCGAGAGAUUCCAGAGUAGAGGGUUUUUUCCUUCUAGAUUCAUACCCCCCUACUUUUAUACUUAGCCUCCUGUACCUCUUUGUGGUUUGGGCCGGACCCAAGUACAUGCAGAAUAAGCCACCCUUAUCUUCCAGGGGAAUACUCGUGGUCUAUAACAUUGGAUUAACUCUCCUUUCCUUAUACAUGUUCUGUGAGCUGGUGAGAGGUGUUUGGGAUGGAGGAUACAGUAUUUUCUGCCAGGAUACCCAUAACGCUGGUGACGCUGAUCUUAAGGUUAUCCGUAUCCUAUGGUGGUACUACUUCUCUAAAGUCAUAGAGUUCAUGGACACUUUUUUCUUCAUUUUACGAAAGAACUACCAUCAGAUCACUAUUCUGCAUGUCUAUCACCAUGCCACCAUGUUCAACAUCUGGUGGUUUGUUAUGAACUGGGUGCCCUGUGGUCACUCUUUCUUUGGGGCUACCCUUAACAGUUUCAUCCAUGUGUUGAUGUACUCCUAUUAUGGUCUGUCUGCUAUCCCAGCCAUGCGUCCUUACCUCUGGUGGAAGAAGUACAUCACACAAGGGCAAUUGCUGCAGUUUGUUCUGACGAUAAUCCAGACCAGUUUUGGUGUUAUCUGGCCCUGUGGGUUUCCGAGUGGCUGGCUGUACUUCCAGAUUGGCUACAUGAUCUCUCUGAUUAUCCUCUUCACAAACUUCUACAUUCAGACCUACAAGAAGAAGAGUGCUUGCAAAAGCAAAGACUGUCUAAAUGGCUCCACGGUAGCCGUGAAUGGACACACCAACGGCCUCCCGGCACAGAAGGCCCACUACUCAGCAAAGAAAACCCACUAAGAUUCCAGGGGCUUGCACUGCGCAUUGUUGGCACACUUAAGAUUUUCGUGAUGUUCUAGGGCAGUUUCAAAGGUUACCAAUGUGUUAACUAUAUCCGGUCCUGCGUUGUAUAGCCGUAGAGGCUGGGGACUUGGAACUGAAUAUUGUUGUGAUUAAUAGGGAAAAUAAGUUUAGAGCAACUUCCUUGUCCAAAAAGUCUUAGAAAGAUAGAGAAAUUCAUAACAGCUCUAUAUAAUUUUAAAAGUGGUAGAUUAUUUCCUGAACUAGAGCAAUGGACCCCAGUGUGAAUCAGGUAAAACGUAGUUAAUUUUAGUUUACAACACUCUUGUUGCCUUACCGCUUAUUUGUGUGUUAGGAAUUGUCUUGUAUUCACUUUAAUCUUAAACUAUAUUUAUCUGCUUCGGCAGAAAUGUAAUUUGGAACAGGCUGUUGACCCACAUGCCUUAGCUCUAUCUAAAGUUUCAAUGCUGCGUAAUUAUUAGGUUUUAACUGUUUCAAGAAUCCCAUACCUCCUUGUUAUAAAUAUACUAGUUGGCUUGCUGGUUUUAAUAAAGUGGGAUUUGACUGUGUUGGCAUGUAAAUGAUUGAGUGCUCCUUAGGUGCGUUCUAUACAGUCAAUUCCUCAUUGGUGCAGAGGACAGCCCAACCAUCAAAACUUGCGCACCCCUUUUUACUGAUUGCGUCCAAUUUGACUCAGCGGAUUGGUCGAGAAUCCCAUGCAGGUCCUCCCCUCCACGUUUGCCAAUGGAUGUGGUUCCACGCCACCUCUUCAUCUUACUUACCAUGCCCUUGCCCAGAACUCCAGUCCCUCUUCUCAGGAAUUUCUGCGGUUGCAGUUCGACGCAUCCGAGGUGGUUUGCACAGUUAGCUUCAGGCUGUGGUUUCCCAGGUGUCUGGAGGAAGAGGUAGAUGCCACCGUCGAGGGUAUAAACAGUAAAUGCUGGAAAAGCACAGUAGCCCAAAGAGGAUAUGAAAGGGAAAGGAACAUUUCUGUUUCUGGAGGAUUUGUAAAUUCGGCUUUUUCUGUUUUCACUUCAGAUUUCCAGCAAUCCUGUUUUGUUUUUAAAGAAAUCUUUUGAGUAAAUCCGGCGUACACAUUUGUUGACCCAUUUUUAAAUGUUGGUUAUGAGGCACCAUGAGGAUAUGAGAGAACCCACUCUGUUGUUAGACUUGACGACCUGUCUUGGGUGAUCGUGGUGGAUAAAUGUACCCUAGGUUACGUACACACUGUGAUGAACCCAUUCCUUCCAGAUCGCAAACGACUGCUGUGUUAGUACUGACGUGGGCGUUUCUGUGUGUGUGCGCCGCAAUGCUGUUAGUCUGUGAGAGAUCCGAGUCCAGGGAAGUGUGUCCCAUGUUACCUUGUAGCACGGGAGUCGAAAUGAUUAGCUGGCGCAAGAUCUUCAGCCUGUGAGUUGAGCCCCAGCUUAGAGUGGAGAGGAGGUAAAGAGCUGUCGGUACUGGAUAGUGUCUCGAUAUGCACUGCAUUUGGGAUGUUAUAUUAGUUUUUCUUAAUUAACAACUUAAUGCCAUAGACAGGGUAGUGAUUUCUAAAUAAGAGAGGCACGUUAGUUGUGGGGCAGCAGUUUAUAAGCAGUGCAGAAUGGAAAAAUAAAAGUUAUGAGAUAAGCUACUCAUUAAUUAAUUACCACCCUGGGGUGUGUGUGAAUAAAUGUACCUUAGUAACGUACAGCAAGUGACCGGUGAAGUUCCCUCUCAAGGAGCAGCCCGGAAUGGUAGCACAUACUGGAAACAUUGCCCUCCAGAUUAUUCUGUUUUAAAAUUGCAGAAGGAUAAUAUCUUUCUAAGAGGUAUGCAGCAGUAUUUCUUUGAAUAAUUCAUGCAGUUACACAUAUGCCUUAAAAAAAUAGCAGUGUUCAAAACUUUGUGGUGAACUCUGUGCAUUGAAAGAAUAGUUGCAUAAUAGUUUCUAAUUUGCAUCUACCAGCAGUGUGUUGACCUUAAUUCUUUCCACUGUAUUUGAAGUACGUGUUUGUUGAUAGCUAAUGUCUCAGUUGCUUCAUGAUCUCAUUAAUAAAUACUGUGAAUAGGCAUCAUAUUGUUCUUUCUUACUAAUAAGACAGCGUCGUAUCUAAUGAAAUUUUGCCUCCAGCUCUUUAGGAAAGACUCCUGGUUCCUUUAAGUGGGUGUAUUCUUGUAUAAGCCGUGAGUAAUUUUUUGGCCCCAGUAGCCCUGAAUAUUGCGCACAGUCUUUGGCCAACCCAUGCAUUUGGCCGAAUCAAGGAACAUCGUCCACUUUCCUCUCCCGUCCCAAUGGAGGAGGCUUUUCACACCCCCAGCUUGGGAAUGUGCCAUGUAUCGAUCAGUUGAGACGAAGACUAGAAGUUGUCCCUGUCACUUAGUACCCAAAGUAUAGCACAACCGUUCUGAAUGCAUGUAAAUUAGUGGCUUAGAGGACUUCAAAAUUCAGUUGAAAUAAUAAGACAUUGAUGAAGCUGGAUUUUUCUACAAUGAAUUUGUGUUCGUAGAAAGGCAUAGUCAUUACUGAGUGAAAGGCUGCAUUUGAAAUUCCCUGCACUUGGAUCUUAACAGUCAAACAUUCUGAUGUGAUCAGGUGAAAAUUAUACCUUCUACAGAGAAUAGUCAGUGUACAUUUACCAACUCCAUUAAUGUUUAUCAAGGGAGCAAAAUGUUUCAUGUAUUUGGAGUUAUCAAGGCUACAAUUGCAAGAUAGGGUCUCCGAGUACGAUUAGGAUCUGUGGUUGUUUUAACUGCUGCAAGGCAAGGCCUGAAUCCUGACCAUGAACGUUUGCACAGUGAUGCCUAACAGGAAGGCAGAUACAGACAAAACAUCAAAGAACGGUACCUUUAGCUGAGCUAAGGCUAGUAGCCAUAGCAGAAGCUAGAACUGUCCUUUUUGCCACACUUAGUGGAGAAUAAAACACCAGGGUUUUUUUUUCAGAACUUUACAUUGGUUUCCCUAACACAUUUCAAAAGGAAAAUUACUGCUGGGUCUGUGUUGAAUCAAAGGCUGCAUACAUUGUGAGCUACAAGCAAAAUUGUUUGUGUCGUCUUAAUUAAGUGUGACAUACUGUAUCCCUUUUUUCAUACAAGUACUGAAUUAUUCAGUUAAUGCUGCUCUCAAAAUGUCAAAUCACGUUUUGUUUGGUAAACUUUGAUCACGAGUGUGCUGGUCUAACCUGUGUCUGAGUAACUUGUGUAUUCCUCAGUUGUAACAUCUGCAGAAUCAAAAUUUACAGAAUUAAAAUCUUUACUAAACUUC